AUGUCGCAAACUAUUGACGAGAGUGACAUUAUCGAAACUACAACCAUUGCUGUUCAUGAAGACACCACGCUGAAAGUGACCAUCCAUGACCGUAAGUUUACCUCAAUUUAUUCAUAGUUUUCGUCAUAAUUGGGUUUAUUUUGCCAGCCAAAAAUUUUUAGUAUACUCAAAAUUUUCAUUGAUAACUGUUCCGGCAGAUUUUUUAAAAUUUUUUGGAAAAAAGUGAAAAAAAUUUGGCCGCACAGUGCAGACGCCAAAAUAAAGGCGUUUUUCGCACUGCACCGUGCAGAUAUUAUAAUAUACAAAUCAAAAUUUUCAUUGAUUUUUGAUUUGAAAAUUUUAGACCUGGUCCGGCGGCAAAAGCGUAUCAUUUUGCAUCCGGGAAAAUAUGAAAAAUGUGGCAAAAUGCCUCCCUCUCCAACUAAAGAAAACUCCGUUUUGAACUGCGCGCCUUUUCUCUCACAAAAAGAGUGGCGCGUUUUUGAAAUCGGAGUUUUUUCACUUGGAGAUGGAGGUAUUUUGCUGCAUUUUUUGAUACUUCUCGGAUCCAAAAUGGUACGUUUUUUGUCAAUAGACCACUGUACAUAUAAUAGUAGACCAGAUUAAGUCUCUAACUCAUUUAUUCAGCUUGUUGCGUCAGUUCCGGAACGGGGUAUGCCCUUCUGUACGUAUUCAUUGUAUUCGUCCUGUUUCUGAUGUGUUUCUGGAGCUGCUGGCUCUACUGUGUUCGUCAUUAUGUCAAGAGGGAUUGUCAGUUGAAGAUUGAGAAGAGGAAAGAGCGGAUUCUUCAACUGGAGGAGCGACGACGCCCGGAUUUGGCGAGAUGUAAGUAA
This is a messenger RNA of Bursaphelenchus xylophilus (pine wood nematode), 833 nucleotides long. NCBI's taxonomy places the organism in Eukaryota, Metazoa, Nematoda, Chromadorea, Rhabditida, Aphelenchoididae. The record is from the annotation of a GenBank genome assembly.